This is a messenger RNA of Vitis riparia (riverbank grape), 1669 nucleotides long. Its product is annotated as trihelix transcription factor GTL1. The transcript is spliced from 3 exons. The record is from RefSeq and is a predicted model, not a curated record. NCBI's taxonomy places the organism in Eukaryota, Viridiplantae, Streptophyta, Magnoliopsida, Vitales, Vitaceae. Bases 68 to 1318 code for a protein of 416 amino acids.
UACUAACCCCAUUUCACCUAUCUCAUACUCCUCGGCCGCGAUUUUUUUACCCUCCACGGUCACCGCCAUGGAACUCUUCUCCGGCGACCGUCCAAUAACCAACCCCGACCACUUUCCCGAACACAUAGCUCCGUUCCCCGUGGCCGCCGAUCUUAUCUACGACGAGCAAGCGGCCGUGAUUCGCUCGCCGGAGAUCGAGCACCGACAACAGUUGCCCCCGCAGAAGCUCCGUCCGAUCAGAUGCAACGGCAAGGCGCUGGCGGAGCAGCACUCCGAUCCUCAAUCGUGCGAGCUGAUUCCGGAGAUUGAGGACAUCUCCGGGAACCUACUGAGUGUCGCGUCCCCUGAAGUAGGGUUUCUGUCACAGAGGAUGUGUUUGCUCAAUGGAGCAUCGAAGGAGUUCUCUGAUUCUGCGGUGAAAGUUGAUGUCGGCGAGUUAGAAGAGAACAGCGGUGGUAUUUUCGGAAACGGCUACUUUGAGGCGAAGGCUAUGGCGGCAUUGCCUAAUAUUACGAAUCCAAACCCGGAUGACACUGAAUCUAGCUCAUCUUCAGAUGAUGGUGGGGAUUCAUCAGAGGGGAUCACACUACCAGGGAAACGUAAGAGGAAGAGAAGAACAAGAAAAAAGCUUGAGUUUUUCCUGGAAAGUUUGGCUAGGAAAGUAAUCAAGAAUCAAGAGCAAAUGCAUAUGCAGUUAAUAGAGUUGCUAGAAAAGAGGGAGAGGGAUAGAAUAGUUAGAGAAGAAGCUUGGAAGCAGCAGGAGAUGGACAGGGCAAAGAGGUAUGAGGAGGUAAGAGCGCAAGAGACAUCUCGUAGCUUAGCUCUCAUUUCUUUCAUCCAGAAUGUGUUGGGUCAUGAAAUUCAUUGCCCCCAGUCAUUAGAAAACUCAAGCCUGGAAGAGGAAAUUCAGAACCAAGAAAUUCAAAAUCAGAGGGAUUUAAGGUAUGAUCCAAGUAAUAAGAGAUGGCCAAAAUCUGAAGUGCAAGCCCUCAUCACACUCCGAACUACAUUGGAUCACAAGUUUCGCAAUAUGGGUGCAAAAGGUUCUAUAUGGGAAGAGAUAUCUGCUGGAAUGUCCAGUAUGGGCUAUACCCGGACAGCAAAGAAGUGUAAAGAGAAAUGGGAGAACAUCAACAAGUACUACAGAAGAUCAACAGGCAGUGGAAAGAAGCUUCCUUACUUUAAUGAGUUGGACGUUCUCUACAAAAAUGGACUCAUCAAUCCAGGAAAUCCCUCUAACAACACAAACAUUGAUCCAUGUAAUAGUACAAAAACCGAGUACGAGGACUAUGAGGAAGAAGAUACUACAAAGGAGUAAAUGAUGAACAGGGUGAUGGGGCUUGGUGUGACCAAACAAAGAGCACAAGGCCGAGAAAAUGCAAGAGGGUGGAGAGAGGGAAUGAGAGAGAUGAGGAUAACCAAUACAAAAGGAGGAUCUGGCUACAUAUAUUGUGGGAAUUCAGUACAGAAGCAACCAGUCUCUGUGACCACCAUCGCCCAUCCUCCUACUAUAUGCAAAUGCAGGUGGGCAGAGAAGACGGUGAAAAGAUUCAGUCCUGUUCAAUCACCAUUAUUUCUCGAUUAAUAACGCAUGGGUAAUGGUUUCUUUUCAGAAAUGCAAGUGUAGACGCAAUUAAUGAAAGAAAGAAAAAUGGUUUUGAAUGGAUAA